Messenger RNA from Cylindrotheca closterium, 1155 nucleotides. The record is from the annotation of a GenBank genome assembly. NCBI's taxonomy places the organism in Eukaryota, Bacillariophyta, Bacillariophyceae, Bacillariales, Bacillariaceae.
AUGAUCCUUCAGGACCCUAUCUCUCCUGAAAGUCCCUUUCGCCAGCAGAAGCUGGUGAACGGGAAAUCACUCCGGGAUCUGAGUGCUUAUGACGGUUACUCUUGCAGUCUUCGGGAGACUCCAGAGUAUCGAUUCAGCGACCUUCACAAGGUGUCACAUCUUGGAGGGGGGUCAUACUCCAAGGUUUCACUAGUGAUUACAGCAUCGAAAGAUCAGUUGGCCAUGAAGUCUUUGGAUCCAGCGAAGUUGGGCACACAAAAUGCCUUUGUUGAUGCAGCUGUUGAUCUAGCACGGGAAGCAAACAUAUUAUCAAAACUUGAUCACCAGAACAUCAUUCGAUUGCGAGGAGUUCCGUGCACUAGCCUUUCCGAAUCAUUCUCUGACGCAGAGGUCAGCAGCCAAAGCGACGAUGGAUAUUUCAUUCUGCUGGAUACCAUUGACGAGACCUUGAAAAGCCGCCUUUCAAGAUGGCGUAGAGACCUUCGAACAUCCGCUAAGGGACGAAAGAAGGGCACCAUCAGUAGAGCAUUAUCCUUUGAUGCCUGGAAAAAGAAAGUUAGCAAGCAAGCCUCCAAAGUGGACGAUGCCAAAAUGAAGGAUCGAAUGCGUAUAGCAGCAGUGGGAGUUGCUUGUGGUAUGCAGUAUCUUCACGAAGAAGGUGUUAUUAUGCAAGACCUCAGCGUAUCCAACGUUGGAUUCGAUCAGCGUACUGGUGAAGUCCGAAUAUUCGAUUUUGGCAUGGCGCACAAGGUGAACGAACUAUCCAAUCCCCUCCAAGACAAGAGGGAAGAAGGUCUCGUUUGCGGAACUCCACGCUACAUGGCUCCAGAAGUCAUGCAAGGUGCUGGAGGAAGCAAAGAAUCCGAUGUCUUCUCGUUUGGCGUUAUGUUGUACGAGAUUUGUACUCUGCAGUCCUUCUUUUCUUUGGACACCGACCUUCAAUGCUUUGAGAAACACGUUCUCUCUGGUGAGCGACCAUCGUUGGACAGAACUGUUCCUUGCAUGCAGACAAGGAAUCUUAUCUCGAGCUGUUGGGCUACCGAUCCAAAGGAUCGCCCUACAUUUGAUGAGAUUGUGGAUGUUCUUGUUACUAUCCUUACUGCCGAUGACAAUGACUCGACGCUUGUUGAUGAAAAUCCUCGCGCGCUUUGGUAA